This is a messenger RNA of Manis javanica (Malayan pangolin), 6281 nucleotides long. It is a transcript of the gene NPAT, whose product is annotated as nuclear protein, coactivator of histone transcription. Gene Ontology annotation, molecular function: protein binding; transcription coregulator activity. Lineage: Eukaryota; Metazoa; Chordata; Mammalia; Pholidota; Manidae. The record is from RefSeq and is a predicted model, not a curated record. Gene Ontology annotation, cellular component: nucleus.
UCAAAGAGGCGGGACAGAUUGCCGCGGGUUCUGUGCCGCCAGUGCAACCGGGAGAUGCGGCGCCGGAGCUGUCGCUCUUACCUGAGUCUCGUCUCCUACUGCGGUUCGUUCUGCGGUCUGGAUCAUGUUGUUACCUUCGGACGUAGCCCGGCUGGUAUUGGCAGGAGGCUCGGGCUUCAGCAGGUUAAGCCUCUUUGUGUGUGGAUGCUGCGCUCCUCAGAGGCUGCGUGGCGAGGAAGGGCUGCACGGAAGCUCGGGGUAGAACGCCUGAGGCCCAGAUUCGGAGGGAAAGUCAGGCCUGCAUACUUAAUUGGGACCCCAGAAGGAGAGUCAUCAACGUGAUUGACGAGCUGCGUGUCUGACCUGGGACCAAAUCAGGAAAAAUACGGAUUUCCUCAGCCACCCAGCUUUCUAGAAAAACCUCCUUGACGCCCUUCUCAUAACUCGCCUCAACUACAAAUCUGUUACUUACAACAGGAAAAUCUCACUUCUACCUGCCAGGCUUUUAUUUUGGAAAGUUCAAAUUUAAAAGAAUAUGCAGAACACUGUACAGAUGAAGGUUUUAUCCCAGCUUGCUUACUGUCCUUAUUUGGAAAAAACUUGACAACAAUCUUGAAUGAAUAUGUAGCUAUGAAAGCAAAAGAAACAUCAAGUGAUGUCCCAGCAAUUAUGUCAUCUCUAUGGAAGAAGUUAGACCAUACACUUUCUCAGAUCAGGAGCAUGCAAAGUUCCCCAGGGUUUGCUGCCAAUCAGAGAGCCCGAACAAGAAGUGGAAUUGCAGAAAUCAAACGGCAGAGGAAACUUGCAUCUCAAGCAGCUCCCAUCAUUUCAGACUUGCUAACUGUGCCGUAUCUUUCAGGACAGUUUACUACUUCUCCUUUGACAGCUACACAAGCUAUUCGGCCAACUGGCCAAAUUUCAACUACUUUAAAGUCAAAUUUUGUCAUUGUCAACCAUUCACAGUCACAAGACACUAUAACCACUGGAGAGGUUUUAAAUACCAUUCCUGGUCCUCAGGAAAGGAAAACUCAUGCCAGUUUAAUGUCUCCUGGUAGACGCAAAAGUGAAUCUCAAAGAAAGGGUAUCACUUUGUCUGGGCCUCAUUCAACAGUACGAAAUUUCCAAGAUCCAAAUGCAUUUGCAGUAGAAAAACAAAUGGUUAUCGAAAAUGCACGAGAAAAAAUACUGAGCAACAAGUCUCUUCAAGAAAAGCUUGCAGAAAACAUUAAUAAAUUUUUAACUAGCGACAACACUAUUGCUCAAGUACCUAAGCAAACAGAGAGCAACCCUACUGAACCAGAGACUUCAUUUGAUGAACUCCUGGGACUUCAGAGUGAAAUCCACAUGUCUGAAGAAGCAAUACAGGAUAUAUUGGAGCAGACAGAAUCAGAUCCAGCAUUUCAGGCUCUCUUUGACCUCUUUGAUUAUGGUAAAACAAAGAAUAAUAAAAAUGUAUCACAAGGCAUUUCUAAUCAGCAUAUGGAAACCAAUCCCAGUGUAGUCUUAGCAGAUGAAACUAAUCUAGCAGCUAAAAGUUCUUUCGAAACAGAAGAAUCUGAUAACCAGUCUGGUCAGCCCCCAUUUUGUACAUCCUACCAAAAUGAAGACACAGCAGAUGCUUUGAGGAAUGGCAGCAACCACGAUGAGCUGAGACAGGAAGCCCAUGGACAUUUUUCCCAGAUAGGCUCCAGCAUUCAGAAAAAGUCCUUUAAAACAGUUGCACCUACUGAACAGAAGUGUAACCUUGAUAUUACCUUUGAGUCUGUGCCUCAUUUGAAUGACUUUAACCAAAGAGUAAAUUCUAAUGGUGAAUGUAAUCAACAUUGUGCUGAAUUAUACAACAGUCAGAUGUCCACUGAAACUGAAAUGGCUAUGGAAGCUGAAAAUAAUUCUUUGUCUCCAAAUGUGCCAUGUGAAUCUCAAUUACAUCCUAAUCAGUCUGAUAUGCCAAUAACUUCGUUUGUUUCCUUUGGUGGUGAAACUAACGAUGAAAACUUAAUUUUCGCUGAGAAAUGUUCUCAACUUUUAUCCCAAAAUAUUCCAUUAACAGGAAAGCCAUCUAAAGAAAGUGAGUUCUGUGCAAGUUCUAACAAUACAGAAAGACUUAAAACUAAUUUCCAUAAUUCUAAGUCACCCGAUUCUAGAGAAAUUCACCAGAGUAAAACUGAAAUUAAUGAUGUAUUACCAGUUUCAUCACAACAACUUCCAGAUGUCCAAGAUAAUUCUUCACUUCAAAAUAAAAUAUUACCUGUGACUGUUGAAAGUUCAAGUUUAAAUGUAUCUGAACGACAAGUAGAAAUUCAUCUUGGAGACUCAAUAGCUUCAAUUAAACAACCAUCUAAUGAUUCAUCAUCUGUUGAGUUAAAUCAUCCAGAACAGGGAACUCAGCCCUCCAAGUCUGAGAAAGUUGCUUUGGAUUCACAAGAGCCUUCAUCUUCUGUAAAAGAAGAUGGAGAUAGUAUUUUCCUCUCUUUAGGUGAAAAUGGGAACUGUGGGGAAGUUGCACUGGUGCCUCCAGAAGGUAAUCUGAUAGAAGACAGGCCUUCUCUUCCUUCAGAAUCUGUGUGUUCUUCAAUGAGAGAUUUUCAGCCCGAGUCCCAGAAUACUAGCGAUAAGUCUGCUUUGGACAACUCAACGGAGAUAGAUGUUUCAAAUAUUGUCUCUCUCAAAAUUAUCAUCAGUGAUGAUCCAUUUGUUUCCUCAGAUACUGAACUCAACAAUGCUGUUUCAUGUAUCAGUGGAGAAAACUUGCCAACUGUAAUUUUGUCUUCUCCUGCUAAAUCACCUGCCGGAAAUGUAGAAUUAGUUCAGUGCUUGUCUUCAGAAGAAACUGCGAGUGCUGUCCUAUCUGCUGAAGGAGCAGGGGAUUCAGUCUCCGUACAGCAGAGCCUUUUAGCAUUCAACCCUGAAGACACUGUGGUAAAGAACAUUCAGAAUGAAGACAGCAUUGCUUUUUCAGCCAGUCUUACUCCAUGUGUUUCCAAGGAUGGAGGAUACAUACAGUUGAUGCCAGCUACAAGCACAACUUUUGGCAAUUCUAAUAACAUUCUGAUAGCUACCUGUGUGACUGAUCCAACAGCCUUGGGAACAGCUGUGAGUCAAUCUAAUGUUGUGGUGUUGCCUGGAAAUUCUGCACCCAUGAGUGCUCAACCUCCUCAACCUCAGUUACAAACGCCACCAAGGUCAAACAGUGUAUUUACUGUCAGCCAAGCUGUGUCACCCAACUUUUCACAAGGAUCUGCCAUCAUAAUUGCUUCACCAGUCCAGCCUGUGCUCCAGGGCGUGGUGGGAAUGAUCCCUGUAUCUGUGGUUGGACAGAAUGGAAAUACCUUUCCUGCUCCUCCUCAUCAGGCCCUCCAUAUGCCUUUGGCAGCACCUGUAUGCAACAAGAGUACCCCUCAAUUCCCCAUCCCUCCAAAAUCUCAGAAGACUCAGGGACUAAGGAACAAGCCUUGUACAGGAAAGCAGGCAAAUAAUUUGGUGGGUUCAUCAAAUCACUUAGCAGGAUGUCAUGCACAAAGAAGUGAAGUUUCUGACAAUACUAUGACCACAGACCUUGGGAAAAAAUUGGAAGAAAUUACAGUUCCCUUCUCAGUAGAGAGUAUAGUUCCAAGUAGCAAACCAUUUGAAAGCUAUAGACGUGUACUGUGUUUUGACAGCACCGCUUCUCCUGUGGCAGACACACGUGAGACAAAUCAUAAGACAGUGGCCCAAAACAGUGAAAGAUCAUUUCCUGAUCUUGACUCAUCCAUUGUGUCCUCCACUUUAAAACCCCCUUCUAAUACUCUGAAAAGAGAGAGAGAGAAACCUCCUAUGCCUAAGAUUUUAUCUAAAUCAGAAACUGCUAUUAGCCGACAUGCCACCAUAAAAGAAACACAGUCAGAAAAGAAAGUUUCACCAACAGAAAUUGUGCUUGACUCUUUCUAUAAAGCAGCUAAUAAGGAAAAUGAAUUAUGCAGCGAUGUGGAAAAACAGAAAAAUCCAGAGACUUCAAAACUGUCUAAUGGGCAACAAAAUGGGGGUUUAUGGAAUGAGAAAGCUAUAACUUCACUGCAAGAAGUAACUAAAAAACAAGGCACAUCCUCAAGCAGUAAAAAUGUCAUUUCAGUAGGUACAGCUGUAAAGGAUCUAAAACAAGAACAAACAAAGUCUGCCAGUUCUUCAAUUAACCCACUAACCAAACAUACCACAGAAAUGCUGCAGGAUGUUCAGUGGCAUGCCCCAGCAGAUAAGCUCACUGAUACUACUGAUUUACCUGUAUCCCGGAUACCUGGCUCAGGGGUGGGGGAAAAACAUAAAGAAGAACCUACUGAUAGUAUCAAGGUCCCCUCUAGUAGGCGCAUCAGUGAUGACAGUAGCACAGCCAAAGUAAUGGUUCCUCCUGCUACCCCAGACUUGCCUGCCUGCAGCCCUGCCAGUGAAACAGGGAGUGAAAACAGUGUGAACAUGGCUGCCCAUACGUUAAUGAUUCUCUCCAGAGCAGCCAUUUCUAGGACUACUUCAACAACUCCUCUAAAAGACAAUACACAGCAAUUUAGAACAUCUUCAAGGAGCACCACAAAAAAGCGGAAAAUUGAGGAAUUAGAUGAGUGUGAACGAACCUCCCGUACUUCUAACAAAAGUCUUGCAAAUUCACCAAUACCAAUGAAAAAGAAAAAAAUAAAGAAAAAGAAGCUACCCAGUUCAUUUCCAGCUGGAAUGGAUGUGGACAAAUUUUUGUUAUCAUUGCAUUAUGAUGAGUAAACCUUCUGAAUGGUAUAUAAUAAGAACAGUAUCUGUUUAAAACUCAUAUCCCUUAAACUGUGAGUAUAGGGAAUGAGAUAUUGACAAAAUCUGAAAGCAUGACCUGCACUUUCAUGUUACUGCAAUUUCACUUUAUAUCUAAAUAAUGCUGUUUUAUAGCAGCUUCCUAGUUUGUAAAUAGAUUUAUCUGGUAUAUUUUUAUUUGGGGAAAAACAUUUGCAGAAAUGUAAGUAAAGCCAAUCUGCAGAACUGUAUAGCUUUGACAAUUGCAUAUUGUAAAUACUGUGUAAAUCUUGUUGAAAUACAGGUUAAAUCAGCCUAAUGUUCUUAAAUUGUGUUUUUUGAAUUCUUAUGAUUUAAUAAUUCUUACAAUUGUAAUUCUGAGGCUUACUCAUCUGGAAUAGUUUCUCGCUUUUGAGGGAAAUGAUGCUUUUCCUUAUAAAUUGCCCUUGGUGACUGUCCAACAAGACUUAAACACAUAGCCGCUAAGUAGUACAAAAGUGAUAACCACCUCAAACUGGUAGUAAUCAGAAAUUAACAAUUUGGGUGUUUUUCUAGAGUGAAUAUUUACCAUCCCUAUCUAUAAUUGCAGUAAAGAUUAUAUUCCUGAAAUUUUACACUCUAACUGUUCUGGUCUUUGUUUUAAAGAGAAUUUUGUAAACCAUUUGAGUGUUCUGAUCCUUUGUAUCUUUCAAAAUCUUGUACAGAACUUUUAAGUAAGUGUUUAGACUGUUGAGCCAUAAGAAGUUGGUUAUGUAGUAGUUGAGAUUUCCUGGUAUGCAUAUACUUUUCCCCUAAGUACUGGGGAUUUAAAGAAUUGCACUAAUUCAUAGAACUUCUUACAUAGUAGUGACCAGUGUAUGUUUUAUUUAAGUCUUGUAUUAUAUGUUAAAGUUUGUGUGGGUGAAUAUCUUCUGGUGUUCUUUUGGAAAGCCAUGUCCAUCAUAAGAUGUAAAAAGAGAAAUCAUAGUUUUAUAUUUUAAUUUCGUUUUUCCUAAAAUGGGCUGUGUUAAAUAACUGUAACUAUAUCUAUAUUUAGAUAUAGUGCAUUGUCUCUGUGCCCCUUAAAAUGUUACAAAGAAUUACUCUCAGAAAGUCCUUAAGGAGAGUGAAAGAGGUGCCUUCUCUGUAUUAGACUCACACACAUAAGUCAAGGUGAAGAUUUGGCUUAAAUCUUUAAACGACAACAGAAAUUAUAAUUAGUACCUGACCAGUUGUGCCUAUUAAAGUAUAUUCUCUUAAGUGCUUGCUUUUUGGUUAAAUGCCAGUAUUAUUAAGGUUUUUUCUGUAGGUUGUAUAUAUUGUUAAAGAGUCAUUUUCCUCAACCAUUUUUUUUACAAUACUGGGCCAUUAAAAAAAAAAUCUAUCCUACUGUGGAAAUCAUGUUAAUUGCUGUGCUGCAGAAAUUUGUGUUUUAAGAAAUUUUUAUGAUGUGGCAGUGGUCUAUUCCUAAGGAACUAAAUAUCACACAGUUAAUGUUUAUUUAACUCAACUGUACUACAGUUAGAUUUGAAUAAAUAUUUUCAUUAACUUCAAAA